Punctularia strigosozonata HHB-11173 SS5 is the source of this 1762-nucleotide messenger RNA. RefSeq lists its product as uncharacterized. NCBI's taxonomy places the organism in Eukaryota, Fungi, Basidiomycota, Agaricomycetes, Corticiales, Punctulariaceae. The transcript has 6 exons. Bases 43 to 1710 code for a protein of 555 amino acids. The record is from RefSeq and is a predicted model, not a curated record.
CUGCGUUCAAUACCUGCGCACUUCGCGGUCGUUAGAAGCAGAAUGCUAUCCUUCGUUGCGGUACUCCCUCUUCUCGCUGGGACGGUAAUCUCCGCUCCUUCUACUCCGGGAUGGCGGUUCGACUUGAAGCAAGAGCUGUCCGGGAUCGUUGCCUUGGAGGCUAUUGCCGUCAGUCCGACGCUCGUAGUGAUGUUUGACCGUGCAUCCGAUGAUCCUCUGCAAAUCAACAACCAUUCGGCGUGGGGAGCCAUUUGGGAUCUAUCGACCAGCACUGUCAAGCCCCUCGACGUCCUCACCAACUCUUUCUGCGCGAGCGGGGCUUUGAUCUCAAACGGGACUAUGGUCAGCCUUGGGGGCGAUCCUCGAGGAUUCCCGGGUAACCCGGCAAUCGAGCCCGGAAACAUGGCGAUCCGCAUUUUCGAACCCUGUGCAUCACCCGACGGGACCGGAUGCACCCUGUUCGAGGAUCCCGCAACCCUGCACCUUGCGGAGACCCGGUGGUACCCGUCUUCGGUCCGGAUCUUCGAUGGUAGCCUGAUGAUCGUCGGUGGGACCCAUGUGGACGCAGACUUCUACAAUAUAGAUCCCGCCAAUUCGUUUGAAUUCUUCCCACCGAAGGAUAAUGGCGUCCCCAGGCCUUCCGCGUUCUUGGAACGCAGCUUGCCCGCAAACUUGUUUCCCAGGACUUUCGCUUUACCCGAUGGUCGCAUCUUCAUGGUCGCCAACAAUCAAACGAUUAUAUACGACAUUGAAAAGAACACCGAGACUAUCCUCCCGGACAUCCCGAACAAUGUUCGUGUUACAAAUCCGAUCGAUGGCUCUGCCAUCCUCCUCCCUCUCUCGCCUCCGGAUUAUACCCCCGAGGUACUGGUUUGCGGCGGUGUAGCGACGGACACUCUUCCGCCAGCGAAUUUGUCGUCGCAGGACCCGGCCACCACGCAAUGCAGUCGUAUGCUCGUGACUGAAGAAGGAAUUAAGCAAGGAUGGCAGGUCGAGCAUAUGCUCGAGCCUCGUGCGAUGCCGGAACUCGUACACCUACCGAAUGGACAAGUCCUCAUCAUCAGUGGUGGCCGUUCCGGGUACGCGGCCAUCAAGCAAGUUCCCGACGCUGUCGGUAACUCGAACGCCGAUCACCCCGUGUUCACGCCGUCGUUGUACACACCCGAUCUUCCCUUGGGCCAACGCAUCAGUAACAAGGGAAUGCCGACAUCGAACGUUGCUCGCCUUUACCACUCGACUGUUACGCUCACUCCGCAAGGUAACUUCCUCGUUGCUGGCAGCAACCCCAAUGGCAACACCACUCUCCCGGGCCCCGGAGUCACGUUCCCUAGCGAGUUCCGGGUAGAGACGCUUGAUCCGCCGUUCAUGUUCGUCGAGCGCCCCUCAAUCAAGAGCAUCCCAUCCAAGCUAGCGUUCGGUAAGCAAUUCACGGUUCCGAUCACCAUUCCUUCGAAUCUCAAGGCGUCGAAGAUCCAAGUCUCGUUGAUGGAUCUCGGUUUCUCCAGCCACGCGUUCCACUCGAGUGCCCGUCUUGUGUUCAUGGAUGCGACCAUUUCCAAGGACCGCAAGUCCCUCACGUUCACCACUCCCCCGAACGGGCGCAUCUACCCGCCUGGCCCCGCGACCAUCUUCCUCACCAUUGACGAUGUUACGAGCACUGGCGUACAGACCAUCGUGGGUAGCGGCAAUGCUCCUCCGACUCUGGAGUAGGAGUUCGCUUCGUGGGUAUGGGAACGACGUGCCUUUGAUGUAUGUUAUGGAG